This is a messenger RNA of Theobroma cacao (cacao), 1428 nucleotides long. RefSeq names its product aspartic proteinase nepenthesin-1-like. Lineage: Eukaryota; Viridiplantae; Streptophyta; Magnoliopsida; Malvales; Malvaceae. The record is from RefSeq and is a predicted model, not a curated record. Gene Ontology annotation, cellular component: extracellular region.
AUGGCUCUAUUAGUUUAUGUAGAUGAUAUUGUGAUCAGGAGCUCCUCAAUGAAAGCUACAGCUGAUGUGAAGAACUAUUUGAGCUCCAAACUCAAAUUGAAAGAUCUUGGAAGUCCAAAAUACUUCAUUGGACUUGAAAUAGCAAAGUUGAAAGAAGGGAUUUGUAUCUCUCAAAUAAAAUACACACUGGAUAUGCUUGAAGAUUAUUGUUUAUUAGGCUUAAAACCUAUUUCCACUCCAAGUGACUACAAUCACAAAUUGUCACAAGCUAUUGAUGUUGAUGUUCUAUCCAAUGCCAUUAAAUACAAACAAUUGGUCUCGUAUAAUUUGGUUUCCUCUCUUGUGGCCGUUUUGGCCCCUCAGACCUAUGCUCGCGCCUGGCUGCCCUCUGUGGUUGCUCAUGAUCUUCAGUUGUUUGAGUAUUCAAUCUUAAGCAAUCCAAUUAUUUUGGCAACAUCAUCUGAUCCAACAAGGUUGGUCAUUAAUCUCAUCCACCGAGAUUCCAUUCAUUCUCCUUAUUACGAUAAGAGAGAAGACUUCACCGCCCGCUUAGAACACACCAUGCAGAUUAGAAGAACUUUGCCCACCGUUGAUAUUCAACCUGACAUUCAUCCAAGCGGUUUCCUUUUUUUAGUAAAUUUCUCUAUAGGCCAACCACCUAUUCCUCAACUAGCAAUAAUGGACACUGGAAGCAGCCUCUUAUGGGUUCAAUGUCAACCUUGCCGUCGAUGCUUUAAACAGUAUAGUCCAAUAUAUGAUUCAAGAAGCUCCUCCACAUAUACGAUAUUGCCAUGCACUUCUGUGUAUUGUAUCUAUUUACAACCUCCUACUGCCUCAUGCACCUCGUCCGACCCAUGUCAGUAUCACCAGCAAUAUCUUAACUUUGUCGAUUCAAUAGGAACCCUUGCCAAAGAGCAAAUUAGUUUUAGAACAUCAGAUGAUGGUUUGGCUGCCCUGCAUGAUGUGAUAUUUGGGUGCAGUUCCAAUAAUGGAGACCUCCAACGGGAUGGAGAUGGGGUCGAAGGAGAUUCAACAACUUUGGAAGUAAUCGAUGGCCACUAUCAUGUUCUUCUUGAAGGCAUUAGUGUCGGAGAGCAAAGGCUUCCAAUAAAUCCUUAUAUAUUCAGAAGGACAAAGGAGAACGUUGGAGUGAUUAUUGACUCCGGUACGGUUUCUACUUGGCUAAUAAAAGAAGGGUAUGAUGCAGUUGUCAAGCAAGUCCAAAGUCUUCUAAAUCCCUGGUUGACACAAAUUGAUGAUGUGUGCUACAAGGGAAAAAUAAAUCAAGACCUCAUUGGAUUUCCAACAGUGACAUUUCAAUUUGUUGGAGGAGCUGAAUUGGUGCUAGAUACGCAGAGUUUGUUUAUUCAAAUGAAGCCUAAUGAAUUUGCCUUGCUGUGCAACAAAGUAAGGGCAACUACUCUUUAA